Rangifer tarandus platyrhynchus (Svalbard reindeer) is the source of this 1368-nucleotide messenger RNA. The record is from the annotation of a GenBank genome assembly. Lineage: Eukaryota; Metazoa; Chordata; Mammalia; Artiodactyla; Cervidae.
AUGAAGACCAAGUUCUGCAACGGGGGCGAGGCGGAGCCCUCGCCUCUCGGGCUGCUGCUGAGCUGUGGCAGCGGCAGCGCGGCCCCGGCGCCCGGCGUGGGGCAGCAGCGCGACGCCGCCAGUGACCGCGAGCCCAAGCAGCUGGGCGGGCGGCAGCCGCCGCUCGCGCUGCCCCCGCCGCCGCCGCCGCCGCUGCCGCUGCCCCCGCCGCCGCCGCCGCCGCCACCGGCGGACGACCAGCCCGAGCCCCGGACGCGGCGCAGGGCCUAUCUGUGGUGCAAGGAGUUCCUGCCCGGCGCCUGGCGGGGCCUUCGCGAGGACCAGUUCCACAUCAGUGUCAUCAGAGGUGGCCUCAGCAACAUGUUGUUCCAGUGCUCCUUGCCCGACUCCCUGGCCUCUGUCGGAGACGAGCCUCGGAAGGUGCUCCUGCGGCUGUACGGGGCGAUCCUGAAGAUGCGGUCCUGUAAUAAGGAGGGAUCCGAACAAGCUCAGAAAGACAGUGAAUUUCAAGGUGCCGAGGCCAUGGUCCUGGAGAGCGUCAUGUUUGCCAUUCUCGCCGAGAGGUCGCUGGGGCCGAAGCUCUUCGGCAUUUUCCCCCAAGGCCGCCUGGAGCAGUUCAUCCCGAGCCGGCGAUUAGACACUGAAGAAUUAAGUUUGCCAGAUAUUUCUGCAGAAAUAGCUGAGAAAAUGGCCAGAUUUCAUGGUAUGAACAUGCCAUUCAAUAAGGAACCAAAAUGGCUCUUUGGAACAAUGGAAAAAUACCUGAAUCAAGUGCUGAGAAUUAGAUUUACGGGGGAGUCCAAAGUGAAGCAGCUGCACAGGUUCCUCAGCUACAACCUGCCUCUGGAGCUGGAAAACCUGAGGUCAUUGCUUGAAUCCACUCCAUCUCCCGUCGUGUUCUGUCACAACGACUGUCAGGAAGGUAACAUCUUACUGCUGGAUGGCAGGGAGAAUUCUGAAAAACAGAAACUCAUGCUCAUCGAUUUUGAAUACAGCAGUUACAACUAUAGGGGAUUCGACGUUGGGAAUCAUUUCUGUGAAUGGAUGUAUGAUUAUAAUUAUGAAAAGUAUCCUUUUUUCAGAGCAAACAUCCUGAAGUACCCUACCAGGAAGCAACAGCUCCAUUUUAUUUCCAAUUACUUGGCUGCAUUCCAAAAUGAAUUUGAAAACCUCAGCAAUGAAGAAAAGUCUGUUAUAGAAGAAGAAAUGCUGCUUGAAGUCAAUAGGUUUGCCCUCGCGUCCCAUUUCUUCUGGGGACUCUGGUCCAUCGUUCAGGCCAAGAUUUCCUCCAUUGAAUUUGGGUACAUGGAGUACGCCCAGGCCAGGUUCGAUGCCUACUUUGACCAGAAGAGGAAGCUCGGGGUGUGA